CAAAAUAUUUUUCUAAUGGAGAUACGUCCUUUGUCAGAUGCUCUUCGUAAGAGAGCGAGAGAAGAGAUUAAUGAGAAUCCAGAAACACUAGUUUCGAAUUUCAAUGAACUGAGAGAGUGGCUAAACGAACACCCCCAACUAAAAUCAGAAAUAAUCUCUGACCAAUGGUUGGUCGCUUUCCUUCGCGGUAGUAAGCAUAAUUUGGAAAAAUGCAAAUCAAAAAUAGAACGGUACUACAAUUUGAGCACUGCUGCACCAGAACUUUAUGCAAACAGAGAUCCUUUGGAUCCGCAAAUACAGGAAUUGUUAAAAUUAGGUUUGUUUCUGCCGCUGAAGAAAUGCGCAAGUGAAGAUUCACCUCGAAUAGUGUUAGUGCGAAUGGGUGAGCUAAAUAAAGUGCACGGAAGGUUGUCUGAUCUUUGUAAAAUCGGAUUUAUGAUAGCUGAGAUACUGUUACUCGAAGAUGAUAAUUUUACUAUAAGUGGCGAGGAACUUGUCUCCGACCUAAAGGAUACGGGCUUCGGUUUGAUAAGACAAUGGACACCCGCAUACGCCAGAAAGCUAUUUAUGUGUUUUGAAAAUGCGCUAACUAUCCGUAUGACCAGAAUUAACGUGCUAAACGCUCCUAUUGGAAUGAGAACAGCAGUCGCAAUUUUCAAAUUAUUUUUAAAGGAAAAAUUGAAGAAAAGGAUAUACAUAUACAACGAGGACUAUGAAGAGAUGUUUAAAUACAUACCGAAAUCAUUGCUGCCUAAAGAAUACGGAGGCACUGAAGGUACCUUACAAGAUUUGACAGAUCAUUGGAAGAACAAAGUGGAAAGUUACCGGUCUUGGUAUUUGCGAGAGAAUCUAAAAGAUUGAUGAGAUAGAACAUACAAAGCCAUCUUCAGAAAACCUAUCGUUUGAAAUCUUUCCUGAAUACUUAUUGAAAUUUUGUGGUGAUAAAUAAAGUGAAGAAAUAACAA
Molecule: messenger RNA, 965 nt
Organism: Bombyx mori (domestic silkworm)
Lineage: Eukaryota; Metazoa; Arthropoda; Insecta; Lepidoptera; Bombycidae
Product: retinol-binding protein pinta
Exons: 6
Coding region: 16-861 (281 amino acids)
Cellular component (GO): membrane
Molecular function (GO): phosphatidylinositol bisphosphate binding
Source: RefSeq, a predicted model, not a curated record